UUGCAGUUCACACUAAUUUUGCGUAAUACUCAUCUUUCUACGGCAUUUUGUAUUGACAGUAAACGUGCUCCUUGUUUGACGUUUUGUUGUCGAAGGAUAAUUUUUAUUGCUUUACAAUGUCGCUGUUGCAUAAGAGGACAUUUUGUGUUGUAACGGGUGCUAGUAGAGGAAUAGGAAAGAGUAUCGCUUUGAAUAUUGCACCAAAUCUAGGAACUAAUUCUGUACUGGUCCUGUUAGCAAGAAACACAACCGCAUUGGCUGAAGUGAAGCAGAUGCUAUUAUCGAACAGCGAUAAAACAGCCCACACUAUUCAAGUUAUUUACAGAGGCUUCGACCAGGGAUGUCCGGAUCAGCAGAUAUUUGAACUCUUAUUUUCAAGUAUUUUAAGUGAAGCAAGUGUAGCCGCAAGCGAUUUUGAACAGACUAUAAUAUUCCAUAAUGCUGGAACAUUGGACAAUUUAAAAUACUGCCCACAACUUGAUUCAUUCGCAAAGAAUUCGGAAUAUUUUAAUGUUAACGUAGCCGGUCUCAUCGCUUUAAAUGCCAAAUUUUUGUCAACCUUUGAUAUCCAGCCGAAAGUUGUGAUCAACAUAUCAUCAUUAGCGGCGAAGAAACCUUAUAAAAGCUGGAGUUUAUAUUGUACAGUGAAAGCUGGCAGAGAGAUGUUCUUUAAAGUACUAGCAGCUGAAGACCCAAGUAUACGAGUGUUAAACUACUCACCGGGACCUGUUGACACUGAUAUGUUAACUUAUGCACGAAACGAAACACCCGAUAAAGACGUCAAAGAGGCGUUUUUAGCAAUGAAUAGUGAUCAGAAAAUGCUAAGUGCAGAUACGACUGUCUUAAAGUUACUGGAGCUCUUAGAGAAGAAUACAUUUGAAAAUGGCUCGCACAUUGACUAUUUUGAUGUACUGUAACAGCUUAAUCAACAUAAUAGUAAUGCAUGUUAUAUAAGCAAAUAUUAUAUACAUUUAUGUUAUGCAUGAUUAUUUUAGUUCUGGAUAUACGGUCUAUAGUGAAAAAUUAAUAGGAGCCGGCCAAAGAUGAAUGCCAUCAUACCAUGGUCACUAUGUGUCCGGUCGGUAAGUGAGAUGAUUGCCUUGCGUGUGAACACGACGACGUACACUUUUGUGAAAUUUUAAGCAAUAUUGUAUUAUGUUAAUGUUAAUUAUUAGUAUCAUUAAAACAGUCUAUCGUGAUAUUCAAUCGACAA
This is a messenger RNA of Patella vulgata (common limpet), 1213 nucleotides long. RefSeq names its product sepiapterin reductase. Gene Ontology annotation, molecular function: sepiapterin reductase (NADP+) activity. The record is from RefSeq and is a predicted model, not a curated record. The coding region runs from base 117 to 917 and encodes 266 amino acids. Lineage: Eukaryota; Metazoa; Mollusca; Gastropoda; Patellidae. Gene Ontology annotation, biological process: tetrahydrobiopterin biosynthetic process. The transcript has 3 exons.